Fopius arisanus is the source of this 1790-nucleotide messenger RNA. Its product is annotated as diphthamide biosynthesis protein 7. Gene Ontology annotation, cellular component: cytoplasm. Gene Ontology annotation, biological process: protein histidyl modification to diphthamide. Gene Ontology annotation, molecular function: protein binding; diphthine methylesterase activity. The record is from RefSeq and is a predicted model, not a curated record. The coding region runs from base 170 to 1375 and encodes 401 amino acids. Lineage: Eukaryota; Metazoa; Arthropoda; Insecta; Hymenoptera; Braconidae. The transcript is spliced from 6 exons.
UGUGCACGCAAUUCUUGACACAAUAGAUGAUUUCUAUUUCAAUGCGUGAUAUUUUGGAGCGAGUAUUUACAAUCGUCAGUUCAAUCGUUCUUUAAUGUUAAUUAUUUGGCUUUAACCCCAAUUCUAGAGCACUUCAGGGCAUUAGAGUAAAGUAAAAUAAAUUUUUAAAAUGGAUGGAGAAGGAACGAAAGCCGAGGGUGCAACGAAAAUAGUGGAGCCUCCGAUAACAGUACCAAAUCCAAGAAAUAUUCAACCGACAGUUGCUCAAACACAAUCCAACAUGUUCAAAAUCUUGGAGACUUUUGACACGAAACUCUCAGCGGAUUCGGUUGAGUGGUGUACCAUUGAGGGUUUUAGGGAUCAUUUUGUUUGUGGCACGUAUCAAUUGUUAAAUCGAGAGCAGCAGAGUGAAUCUCUGGCGAAUAAUACUCAAAAACGUCAGGGGACAAUUUAUCUAUUUCAAGUUGUUACACCGGGAAAGUUGCAUUUACUGCAAGAAAUAAAUGUGCCAGGGGUUUUAGAUAUGAAAUGGGCUCACGUGUUGUACGAAGGUCAUGUUCUAUUGGGGGUAGUGAAUUCCAUCGGUUAUCUUCAAUUAUGGCAAUUGACGGAAAAAAGUCAAAUGAAUUUAUUAGUAGAAACAAAGAUACGUUGUGUGGAUGAUGAGUACUUGGCGUUGUCUUUGGACUGGAGUACAGGAAGAAGUUGUUGGAAUCAGUCGACUGAAGCUAGAAUUACUAUCAGUGAUUCGAAGGGAUUCAUUACUGUUUACAGCAUUUCUCAGGAAAAACUUCAUUGUCUUGGAUCUCAGCUCGCUCAUCAAUUCGAAGCCUGGAUAACUUCCUUCAAUUAUUGGGACACGAACGUCAUUUAUUCAGGUGGUGAUGAUUGCAAGUUCAAGUGGUUUGAUACACGAACUGGUUUGAAAUCGGUUGGUUCUAAUGCAGUGCAUACAGCUGGAGUUACAAGUUUACAUUCGAAUGUAGGAAAGGAAUAUCUUUUAGCAUCUGGAAGCUACGAUGAAGUUCUUCGUCUGUGGGAUACGAGACACCUGCGUAAAGCAAUCUCAGAGACCAAUAUGUCCGGUGGAAUUUGGCGAUUGAAAUGGGAUCCAUUUUAUCACAAGUACCUAUUCGCAGCUUGUAUGUACGGGCAUUUUAAAAUUAUCGAUUGUCAGCACAACGAUAAUCCCAAGAUACUGGAGCAGUUGAAGGAGCACGAGAGCAUUGCCUACGGUUGUGACUGGUCUUCACUUUCUAAAGUCCAAGUUAAACAGAAAAUCGAUUCAGAUAAUUAUGAAGACGAUGCCAUGCUUGUUGCUACUUGUUCUUUCUAUGAUCAUACGUUGAAACUGUCUGCUUUGACGAUUAAUUAAUAAUAAAGUAUAUCAUGGGUAUAUGAUUAUUUCAAUUCGAGAGAUUUUUCCCCAGUAUUGACUAUUUUUUCAUAAAUCAAGUAAUUAAAGUGAAACUCUUUCCACGUCACCCAAGAGGUAGAGUCCUCGACGCGUUUUUUUUUAAAGUGGUAUCCCCUGUAGGCCUAAUCCACUAAGUCAAUAGAUGGGAAAUUGUUAUAAUUUGAAAACCUGGAAUAAAAAAAGAAUCAUGACAUUUAUUAAUAAUAAAUAAUAAAUUCAUCAAUUUCUAUGAAUAUUCUAGCUGCAUUGUCGAUGUUGAAGCAUCUCAGCAAUACUGAUUUGGGAGAAAUAUUGAACGAUGAUGGAAGAUUCGAGGAAGUUGUCAAUGACAUAAAACAGAUAUGCGACUUACUUACUUUUCGUGAGGUUUUCU